AUGGACCCCUUGUCGGCCCUUGCUUUAUCCUGCAACAUCCUCGACGUGGUGACAGCCGCUGGAAAGACCUGCACCUUCCUCUACGAAGUGCACAAGGCGGGCACAUUCCCAAACCACGAUGAAUUAGUUUCAACCACGAACAUGCUCGACAAAAGCGUCCAAGCUUUGACACAUCAACUUUCGAAUGCACAUGGUACGAGCCAAACGUGCCAGGCGGAUGACAAAGACCUGCUUGACGUAUUGCAGAAAGCUCGAAGGCUUGCUUCUGAUUUACAGAACAAACUCGACACUCUAAAGUUACAGACCACAGACUCCCGAAGCAAGCGCUUCGAAAAGCUCAUAAAGACUGCGCUGCAAAAGGGCAAAAUCUACGACCUUCAGCGAAGAUGGGAAGAACUCCGCAAGGCUUUCGAUUCCGCCUUGCUCGUACGCCUGACGUAA
Cladophialophora yegresii CBS 114405 is the source of this 441-nucleotide messenger RNA. RefSeq lists its product as uncharacterized. The transcript has a single exon. The record is from RefSeq and is a predicted model, not a curated record. Lineage: Eukaryota; Fungi; Ascomycota; Eurotiomycetes; Chaetothyriales; Herpotrichiellaceae. Bases 1 to 441 code for a protein of 146 amino acids.